Chaetomium fimeti is the source of this 1545-nucleotide messenger RNA. RefSeq names its product ribonuclease H-like domain-containing protein. The transcript has a single exon. Gene Ontology annotation, biological process: nucleobase-containing compound metabolic process. The record is from RefSeq and is a predicted model, not a curated record. Lineage: Eukaryota; Fungi; Ascomycota; Sordariomycetes; Sordariales; Chaetomiaceae. Bases 23 to 1084 code for a protein of 353 amino acids. Gene Ontology annotation, molecular function: nucleic acid binding; 3'-5' exonuclease activity.
CAAACACUUAAUCUGGUCACCGAUGGUCGACCCAAAACAAACCGCAAUACCAAACCAUUUGAUCAUCGGCGAAACGCAUUCCUUCAAGUCAGGCAUGGCUACUACGGCUACUCCUUCGUCGUCACCAACCUUGAUCUCCUCCCUUCCAGAUAUCCAGGCUUUCCUCUCCUCGAUACCUCCUUCGAGCACUUUCUACCUGGAUCUCGAGGGCAAAAGUCUCAGCCGCAACGGAACCCUCUCCCUCCUGACCGUGCUCGUCCACCCCGCACGAACAACAUGGAUUAUCGACGUGCAAACCCUCGGUAACUCCGCCUUCAGCACCCCCGGCGCCAGCGGAAAGACCCUCAAGGCCAUCCUCGAGGAUCCCGACACUCCCAAACGCCUCUGGGACGUACGCAACGACGCGGAUGCCCUCUGGGCGCACCACCAGGUCCGGCUCGCGGGCGUCACAGACGUGCAGCUGCUCGAGAAUGCCUCCCGCGUCGCAGACAAGACCUGCCUCCACGGGCUUGGCAGAUGCAUCGAGAAUGACCUGCGCCUGAAGUUCACGGAGCUUCAUCGCUGGCUCAAGACCAAGAAGGAGGUCCAGGCCCUGAUGGCCAACGACAUUUUCAGCCGCCGCCCUCUCGAUGCCAAGACGAUGCAGUACUGCGUCAACGACGUCAUGUACCUGCCCGCGCUCCGUAACCUCUACGCCAAGCGCAUUACCAGCGAGUGGAUGGGGAAGGCGAUGGAGGAGAGCGCGCGUCGUGUGGUCGAAGCCUGCGGGCCUGCGUACAUGCCGCAGUCGGACAAGAAGAAGUUGGGGCCUUGGGGCUCGGGGUUGGGCAGGAACGUGUUGGAGACGGAAGACCAGCUGGAGGACGAGCUGAUGGAGGCAAGAGCACAAGAUAUGUUGCCCGUAGACGACGAGUUCGACAACGCAAUGAUGGAGGCAAGAGCACGAGAUAUGUUCCCCGUAGACGACGAGUUCGACAACGCAAUGAUGGAAGCAAGAGCACGGGAUAGGUUGGGCUACGACGACUUUGACAAUGACGAUUACGACUUCGACGACGAUGGUCCUGUAAACUCUAGAGACGUUUGACAGUUGCUGGGAGAAAUGAACUGGGACGGGCUCAUAACCGCGUUGAAUGUACCUCUAUGGCAGUAGUGGGUUGACACCCGACGGCCAACAACAAUUUGUGCUUGAAGAAGGAGAAAAUCCGGCGGGAGACUUGCAAGCUAUUGACAAGGUUCUUACCAUGGUGACAGCAAUGUCAGUUGACUCUUCAGGUGCUAGAGUUGGUGGUUACGCUGCGUCCCCGUGGCUACGUACGGGCAUGUAAUCACAUAUAGAGCAGGUCCUAACAUGGUACACCUACCGAUCUGCAAUAAUCCCGAACGGGCACGAGAGGGUAGCCGCAUAUCACAAGGACACCAGUGCACGUCCAGUACCGCCUCACUCAUCAUCCACGGCACAUUCAGAAACCUCAACAUCCCCCGGCUCCGUAUCCGCCCCAACUACAAACCCCACCGCCGACUGGUCCUCCGGUACCUCCUCCCGCG